This is a messenger RNA of Aspergillus udagawae, 801 nucleotides long. Its product is annotated as Sec63 complex subunit SEC66. The record is from RefSeq and is a predicted model, not a curated record. Gene Ontology annotation, biological process: post-translational protein targeting to membrane, translocation. Gene Ontology annotation, cellular component: Sec62/Sec63 complex. NCBI's taxonomy places the organism in Eukaryota, Fungi, Ascomycota, Eurotiomycetes, Eurotiales, Aspergillaceae. The transcript has 3 exons. Bases 1 to 801 code for a protein of 266 amino acids.
AUGGUGGAUUGGCUCAGUCUCGCCGUGCCGCUCGCCUACCUAGGCGUUCUGCUCGGCUCCCUAGCAACUUUCUCGUCACUAUACCGCAAGCGCAAGGCCAGAAAGGCAACCUCAUUAGAACCAUGGUUUCCCCCGCACCUCCAACGAGACAUCUACUUCUCCCUUCUCCAUCUUGACCCGCCGGCCUCAUCCUCUUCGAAAGAGAAAAAGGCCCCAGCGGUGCCGGAGACGGUACUAAAGGCCGCGCUUCUCCGGCGCGCAAUCGAGGAUAUCAAACGCGUUAUGGCGCUCCGAAACCAGAAGCAGGCACUAGCUAUGCUUCUGCAGCGGGGUAGUGUCGGGGACGAUCUGUGGCAGCGAUUCCAGCGAGCGGAGAAGGAGAUGGAAGACGAAGUGCGGGAUGUUGUUGCUGAGGCCAACGCGUACGUGCCGAACUGGGGCCAAACGAUCUUUCAGUCCGCGAACGAGAUGCUCAACAAUGUCCUGUUCCGUGAGCGGCUGCAGAGUUACCAGAAUAAGUUGGCCGAGGAGCGGGAGUGGUGGGAUAAGAAGAAGGCGAGCAUUCAAGAGGGAUUUAUGAAGGAGCUGGAUGCAGAGAGUUCCGUUUCCACAAAACCCGAGCAAGCUACAUCUACCGCGACGACUACCAGCUCGACACCCGGAACCAAGACUCCUGAGUCAUCUGCUGCGCCAUCCACUGCAGCCGAAAGUGAUGACGAGGCUGUAUUGGUUGAGGCUGCCGACACUGCGGCGGGUGGAUCGAGCAGUGCCAGUAAGAAGAAAAAGAAGGGCAAGAAAUGA